Molecule: messenger RNA, 213 nt
Organism: Lindgomyces ingoldianus
Lineage: Eukaryota; Fungi; Ascomycota; Dothideomycetes; Pleosporales; Lindgomycetaceae
Exons: 2
Source: RefSeq, a predicted model, not a curated record
GACAGGCCCUCCUACACGGCGCUGUCAUACGUCUGGGGUAAAGAGACGGGUGCGAAAAGGGCGAUCGUAGUAAAUGGCGCCGAAUUCCAAGUAGGAGUGAACCUAGAUAACGCGAUUUGUAUAAACCAGAAGGAUGUGGAAGAGAAGAGUGACCAGGUGCCAAGGAUGCGGUCCAUUUACUCGGGCGCGUCAAACGUUAUGAUCUGGCUUGGA